Messenger RNA from Bactrocera oleae (olive fruit fly), 1605 nucleotides. The record is from RefSeq and is a predicted model, not a curated record. Lineage: Eukaryota; Metazoa; Arthropoda; Insecta; Diptera; Tephritidae.
GAAACAUAGCAAAACUCAAAUUAUCAUUUUAUUUUUUUUAUUGGUGUUCUUGAAAAAUGUGAAAGUUUGUCAUUGUUAUUUUCCAGACCAAUUUUGACAAAUUGCAUUCGGAAUACGAGUGAAAACAAAAUAACAAAGAACCCUAAAUGUCAUUUCAAUGCAACUGAGGCGCUGCAUAUGGACUGUACUUCUGGUGGUGAUUUUGCACAUUACAAGUACAACUCCAGUACCGUUUCGUAGUGACGAUUAUUUUUAUUUGGAACCCGACAUGGAUGAUGAUAUGGACUAUAUGCAGAGUGCCAAUUUAGCCGACGACGACUAUCAACCAAACGAAUCUGAAUCGGACUAUCUUAUGUUUCCCCGCUCAGCGGAGACGACGACAGAAUGUGAAACCGAACCGCCCAAACAUGUAGAAGCACACACGCCCAGCACGCAUAGUGUAGUGGCAACUACCUGUGUAGCUAUUAUACCGGGACAAUCGGCUAAAAAUGAAAUGCCCGCAACCGAAAAGCCACAAACAGCACAGCCAAGUAUAACGAUGACAUCUCAAACGGCUACAACGUUACCACCGCCAACAACAUCAGCGCCACCAACAUCAGCACCACCUGCAGUAACCACCACUGUUGCUCCACAAGCCACGACAACUCAUGCGACGCAUACGACGACAUGUACGCCAGAAGUCGAGACAACAACAUGCAUACCGGAGGAAGACUCAGCACAAAAGCAAGGCGCCAUGCCCUAUCCAUAUAUGCGUCCAGUAGAGGCGACCACAUGUAUGUCGGUGAAGAGUUUAGCUGGUGGCGCUGGUAACGGUUCCUAUGACGGCAUACUAAUGCCGCCAUCUGCGGUUUUUCCACCUGUUUCUCUGACAGAGCAGGAGGGUAAAACUCGCGCGCUGCACUCACUCGUGCAACAUCUGUAUGUGGCGCAGGCGCGCGUCCAACUCGAAGCCAUUGAAAUCAAGAAGGCACAAGCCGUCGCUAAUUCGGCGCAACAACAGUUGGAAGAGGCCGCUAACCAUGUGCGCAGCGUGACAGCGGCGUUGCAGAAUGCCCAGCAGGAGGUUGCUUCGGCGGCAAUACGCGCCCAAACGGCGCAACUACAGUUAGCCGCGCACGAUCAACUGCUCUUUGCAGCGCGUCAAGAUGUGGAUGCGCUCUCCUCGCAAAUGGUCGGUUUGCAGGCGGCGGAAGGUAUUUCUGUGCCGACCGUGAAAUUCGAUAUCGGUAGCUUAUUGGAUAAGUUAAAACAACCGUUGGCAGCUGCGGAGCGACCGACAGCAGUGCCGCCGGUGUUAUCAAUGCAAGAGCAGGCACCAGCCGAGCCGGCGCCACUUUAUGUUGACUAUGAUUACGAUUAAGUUUGAAAUAUGCCUUUUACUCCCUCUAUGUAUAUCUAUACAUCGAUAUCUAUCUAUUAUAUCUUUAGUCCCUCAUAUCUAUAUGUACGCCUGUAUAUUUUUUUAAACUGUAUUUCUGAAACGAUUUGUGUUGUUUUGUGCACUUCACUUCAUAAAAGAAGAGUGUUUCUUGUAUUUUCGAUUAUUUUAUUUAAUUUACAUGUCCACUCACAUUCAAUAACCACAAUAAAUGACUAUUUAUGAUA